Molecule: messenger RNA, 2010 nt
Organism: Grosmannia clavigera kw1407
Lineage: Eukaryota; Fungi; Ascomycota; Sordariomycetes; Ophiostomatales; Ophiostomataceae
Product: potassium ion channel
Exons: 4
Coding region: 1-2010 (669 amino acids)
Biological process (GO): monoatomic ion transport; transmembrane transport
Cellular component (GO): membrane
Molecular function (GO): monoatomic ion channel activity
Source: RefSeq, a predicted model, not a curated record
AUGACUGGUCGAGGCGCGCGCCGCUCAGGCGGCUCUGUCUGGCGCAACCUUCUGGGCUGGAACAAGCACCCGUCCCACGAACGCCGGGGCCUCCUGGAAGACACACGCCGGCGUCUACUUCCCGCAUACGUCGAGGACAACAUCGAAUCGGCAAUCCCGCCUGCCGAGGUUACCAAGAUUGCCAUCCGGCUCCACCACCUGGUCGAACAGUGCAUCCCUUGCGAGAUGGAGGAAGAGCUCGUAACACGCUCACACAGCAAGAUCAUCAACAAGGCAGUCAUCAAAGCAGCGAAAGAAGCCGGCGGUGAGGAGUACAGGGGCUGUGUGGUCUUCUGUCUACUCAUCUGCAAACGUUGGUUCCGGCACCAGGCUCUUGCCGAGCUCUGGGACGCGAGCAUGCACCAGGUGCGUGGCAUUGCGUGCGAGGUGAUUGCCAAGCAAAUCAUCGAGAACGAGGAAGAUACCGAGUACCUGAUGCACUCGGUCCUUUUAAAGCGCUACGCCAUCCUGAUCGACCAGGAGCCGACGCUGCCAUCCAACGUGAUUGAAAAGGCAGUAGACCUGCAUGCGCUGCGUGUGAUCGGGUCAUCGGGUUACCAGAAGUGCAUUGGGUACCUGUGGCGCGGCUGGUUGGUGCAGGAUGAGGACGACCCGUCGAACUUUGUGGACUACAAAGGGCGCGACGACACGUCGUUUCUGUCGCACAUGGAUCCGGACCGGAUGCGGGCGCCGAUGUACCAGAACGCGGCGCAGAUGCUGCUCUCGCUCAUCUACCUUGGACUCUUCACGAUUGCGAUCAACACGAUCAACCGGAGCGGCGACUUGGACUUUGUGGAGGUCGUGCUGUACCUCUUUACGUUUGGCUUUCUGUUUGACGAGAUUUCCAAGAUCUGGAAGGCAGGCUACUACAUCCUCGGGUUCUGGGAUGCGUUCAACGGGUUGCUGUACUCGCUGCUGCUUACCAGCCUGGCACUGCGGUUUGUGGCAUUCAGCAAGCCGUCGACGGGCGAUGUGAACUUCAAGGGCCCGCGCGAGCACUACAACGAGCUGAGCUACAACUUCCUGGCCUUCAGCGCGCCUAUGUUCUGGAUACGGCUGCUGCUGUACCUCGACAGCUUCCGGUUCUUCGGGGCGAUGCUGGUGGUGCUCAAGGUGAUGAUGAAGGAAUCAGUGAUCUUCUUUGCGCUGCUGAUCGUGAUCCUGGUGGGUUUCCUUCAGUCGUUCAUCGGGCUGGAUAUUGCAGAGGACCACGUGCUCGGUGACAUUGGAUUUAUCGUGCAGGCGAUGGCCAACGCAGUGAUGCAGAGCCCCGACUUUGAGGGCUUUGAGCAGUUUGGCCAUCCGUUCGGCAUCAUCCUGUACUACUGCUUCACGUUUAUCGUGAUGGUGGUGCUGCUCAACAUUCUGAUUGCGCUGUACAACUCAGCCUACGAGGACAUUUACGAGAACGCGGACGACGAGUAUCUAGCGCUGUUUGCGCAGAAGACGAUGCAGUUUGUGCGGGCGCCGGACGAGAACGUGUUUAUCCCGCCGCUGAACCUGAUUGAGAUUUUCUGUCUAGCGCUGCCGUUUGAGUGGUGGAUGAGCAAGCGGACAUACGAGAAGCUGAACGACUACGUGAUGGCGGCGCUGUACUCGCCGCUGCUGGUGCUGGCGGCGUACUUUGAGACGCGGCAGGCACGCGAGAUCCAGGUGAACCGGCUGCGCGGCGACGCGGACGACGACAUUGUGGAGGAGUGGGAACAGCUGGGACUGGGGCUGGGCGGCGAUGCGGCCGGCACGAUGACGGUCGACUUUGAGGCUGACGGCUGGAACAAGACGGUCGAGCGGGUGCGGCCGAACGUGGAGGACGAGCUGGCGGUGUUGGAGGUGCGCGAGCUGCGGUCGGAGGUGGCGGAGCUGAAGCUGAUGCUGACGGCCCUAACCAGAUCGCUGGGGACGUCGGCCGUGCCGCAGCUGAAGGCUGGGGAGAGCUCCAAGACGGCCGAGACACUGGUGGAUACAGAGUAG